Lagopus leucura (white-tailed ptarmigan) is the source of this 2624-nucleotide messenger RNA. It is a transcript of the gene AICDA, whose product is annotated as activation induced cytidine deaminase. Gene Ontology annotation, biological process: cytidine to uridine editing; defense response to virus; DNA cytosine deamination. Gene Ontology annotation, cellular component: nucleus; P-body; cytoplasm. The coding region runs from base 48 to 662 and encodes 204 amino acids. The record is from RefSeq and is a predicted model, not a curated record. NCBI's taxonomy places the organism in Eukaryota, Metazoa, Chordata, Aves, Galliformes, Phasianidae. The transcript has 4 exons. Gene Ontology annotation, molecular function: cytidine deaminase activity; RNA binding; zinc ion binding.
CAUAGGUCUGACCAAUUUCACAGCUAUGACUUCAGGAUGAGGAUAAUAUGCAUUCUCUUGUCUUCUCCUUCAGCUUCUUGAUGAAGAGGAAGCUCUUCCUCUACAAUUUCAAGAACCUGCGCUGGGCCAAAGGCCGUCGUGAAACCUACCUCUGUUAUGUUGUGAAGCGCCGUGACAGUGCUACAUCGUGCUCCCUGGACUUUGGAUACCUGCGUAACAAGAUGGGUUGCCAUGUGGAGGUUCUCUUCCUACGCUACAUCUCAGCUUGGGACUUGGACCCAGGCCGCUGCUACCGCAUCACAUGGUUCACCUCCUGGAGCCCCUGUUAUGACUGCGCCCGACAUGUGGCUGACUUCCUUCGUGCCUACCCAAACUUGACCCUGCGCAUUUUCACUGCCCGCCUUUACUUCUGUGAGGAUCGCAAAGCAGAGCCUGAGGGGCUGAGACGCUUGCACCGGGCUGGGGCCCAAAUCGCCAUCAUGACAUUCAAAGAUUUCUUCUAUUGCUGGAACACAUUUGUGGAGAACAGGGAAAAGACAUUCAAAGCCUGGGAAGGGCUGCAUGAAAACUCUGUCCAUCUGUCCAGGAAACUUCGACGGAUCCUUCUGCCACUGUAUGAAGUAGAUGAUUUACGAGAUGCCUUUAAAACUCUGGGACUUUGAAGUGGAAGUCAUCAGCAAUGAGAAGACUUCACAAGCAUUUGUUCUUUGAUAUUCAAUUCUCUCCCUCACAGUGUAUCUUUGUCUUCUUCCUUCUUUCCAUCUCUCUUUCUUCCAGCCCUAUGUCCAAACAUAAGACCUUUCAUACUUUUCUCUCCUAACAGCGAGAUUGAAAAGCUCUCAUGAGAGUAAUGAACUGAGUCCUGAACACCUCAUUUGAAACCAGCAAAUCUUCUAAGUGGUUUGUGUGCAGAUCUAGGCCUUUUUGCCCAGAAUGAAGGGAGCUUGAAUAGCUGUGGGUUCAGAUUUUGUUCCCUAUGACAGGUUGAGACAAUAAAAGCUUAAAAUGAAAGCAAAAGAUUUUCCGUCCAACAUUUUCAAGUGUGAGCUGCAGAAAUACGAGCUACUACAUUGAGAGCAGUGGCAGCUCCACAUCAGUGCUGAUCAUUGUACAGACCUCUCACCCAACCAAGAAAGGAGCCUCCAAGGCAUUUCACUAUGGCAGUGUUUUUCCAGCAUAUAUCUACCAAAAUACACACUUCAUUUCUAAUCUGUAUCAUCCCUCAGAUUUAUAGGUUGAGACUGUAGCAUUUUAGAUGUUUUUUUGGCAUCCACAUCAGGCACCAUCUGUUUCAUGACACGGCUAGGAAGAGCAGUGCAAGUCUCACUAACAGAGUACUUCCCAGUCACAGAGCAUUUCUUCCUAGAUCAGACCUGCAAUAUGCUUCAUCCCUAGGCAACUGUCCUCUGUUGGAGGCACCCUGCUUGUUCCAGUUUUACUUGGAAUUAUGUGAGUUCUUUUGAGUAUGGCUUAUAUGACAGAAGGCUUUGGCCUGUGUACUGUGUUUAAAAGCUUGGCAAUUUUGAAAGGUUACAGAUUUGCUCUCUGAGUUAAUUUGUUACUCAAAACUAACAGUUUUAUAGUUUCUUACCUAUUUGACAGAACCCAUUUUCACGGGAGGGUUGGACUAUAUGAUCUCCAGAGGCCACUACCAACCCAUACAAUUCUGUGAUUCUUGAAAUGCCAGGUUAGAAAGCAGCUGGAAAUGAUUGCUAUAAUUGUUUCUCUGUCAUUAUCCACAAGCAGGGAAUGAAAUUGUGAUAUUUGAGAUACAGUCCUCUGUCUUUAAGAGCUUUUUGAUGACUAUAAUACAUCUAGAUAUGGCUAGCUGGUGAUUAGAAAGAACUGACCAGAAAAAAACAACCACCAUGAGUGAAGCUGCACAGCUCAUAGAUUUCUUCUGUAGGGACAAAACCAAAAGACCUUCCUUCCUGUUGUUGACUGUGUUUUCCUUAAGGGACCCAAUUAGUAUCUGGUUCUGUGGACAGUCUUUACUAAGUUGAAAAUAUUGGUUCACGGUUCACACCAACUCCCUGGAUUGCAGAUGGACUAUCCUCUUCAGUUUAACUUCUUCAGGCUUUACCAGGGCUAACAGUGUGUCUCAUACUCUGAAGGUGCUCUGUCUUUUCCUUCAUGAUUGCUGUGAGUUCUCUGCUCCAUCCUAUUCUUCGUUCUGAGCAUGGCCAAUGUUCCUAUGCUGCUCCUAACGUCUCCUAUAGUGAUGGGCCAGCAGCAAGACAGUGCACAGUGCACUCUUCGCCCACAGUGCCUCUUGCUCUGUCAGAGCUGGGUGCAACACAAGCUUCCUACAACUUCUGACUUCCGAUGAGCUCUCAUUUUGAGGAAUUUGGACCAAGAACAGCAGUGAGAGAUCUUUGUGAAGCAUUAAUUUGCAGAUGUGGUGCUAUUUUUUGGAUAGCAUAUUAUUUAUAUUUAAAAAGUCUUGCAAAAGAGCACUUUUUUUUGUCAUUGUUUUUGUAACAAUUCAAGAGAAAAGUAAAAAUCAACACAGAAUACUGGCAUGUAAUCUAUCCUGUUUGAUUUCUACAGAGAGAAACUGGCACUAUCCUGUUAGACUGUCUUUAUGCUUUUUUCCUUUUAACUGUUGAUCUGUUGACAGUGUC